Molecule: messenger RNA, 1383 nt
Organism: Oikopleura dioica
Lineage: Eukaryota; Metazoa; Chordata; Appendicularia; Copelata; Oikopleuridae
Source: the annotation of a GenBank genome assembly
AUGGGUGACCCUCGAAAUGAUCCAAGAAACGCCCCCAGAAAUGAUUCUCGCGUAGAUCAACGAAACGAUCCUAGAAGCGAUCCAAGGAAUAAUUCCCAAUAUGACCCUCGGACCGCUCCUCGUAAUGACUCUGGAAAUGACGGCUGGAACGCUCCUCAAAACGAUUCCAGAAUGGGUUCAAGAAACGAUCCUCGAAAUAACUCAAGAAAUGAUCCUCGUGAUGAUCCUCGUGAUGAUCGAUCGAACAAAUCUCGAAAUGAUCCUCGAGGCGAUCCUCGACGAUCUCAAGAAGCAACUUAUGGAAAUGGAGGGAACAAACCUACACCAAGAUCCAGCUCCGGUUAUGAUAAAUACGAUCCGUCAGAGCCUACUCAAAACAGUUCUUUCAAUUCUUCAUACAACAAGGAUCCUUACAAUGACUCUCAGCGGAGCAAUCAAUCAUACGGGGCGUCUCAAGAAUCAAAGAGCUCUCAUGACUCACAAAGAGAUUCCAAUCCCUACGCAUCGAAUCCAUAUUCUUCAAACGACCGAAGCACAAACUCAUACUCUUCUGGUCGCAACUCGGCUGACCAAGGCAACUCGAACCCAUACAGGGACAAUCCAUACAAUCGAACACCGACGAAUGAACGAAGAAAUGGGGACCAAAAUAAUGCCUCGUACGAAUCUCCUAUCCCUAAAAUUCCGUACAGUUCGAAUCCGUACGAUCGUCCACCUCCCCCUCGAUUCCAGGAAGACCCACGAAAAGCCCAAAAACGGGCAAAUGAAGAAACCGAAUAUAUUCCUUCCACUGUUGAUAAAUUCAUGAAGUCGAAUAUGACGAAAGAUGAGGUCUUCGCUGAUCUCAAAGCGAAACUUUUCGAAAAUCCGUCCGUCCAAACGAGUGCCAGCGGUGUUCCUCCGCCAAGUAAACGUCGCGCGCAUUCGCCUCCUCGUUCUCGAUCUCCACCUCAAUCUUCGAACUACCACGAUUCUCCAGGACGCGUCUUUGGCGGAAACCAGCCGCCGCCUCAGCUCUCAAACAACGAUUCUUACGACGACAUCAUUUCCACACUGCCACGUGCCGCCCAAGAACGCGCGAAAAACAUGCCAGCCCAUUUACCACCAGAGCUCGUCGUGCAAGAGGCUACGAAGCAGCCAGAACGGCCUGGUUAUCACCACGACAAUGGUCCGCCAAUGCAUGACAUGGGCCAUCAACGAGGAGGAUUUAACGGCCCUCCGAGAGGAGGUGGCUUCGACAAUGGUUUCCGGGGCCGUGGCGGAUUCCGAGGACGAGGCGGAUUCCGUGGCGGCGGAUUCCACGGUGGCUUCGACAAUGGAGGCUUCCGAGGCCGAGGAGGUUUCCGAGGUCGGCCACCAUUCCGAGGACGUGGCGGAGCUCACUAA